CAGCACCAGUUCAGAGAAAGCCACAACGGCAGGAUCCGCGAGGAGAGCCCCGCGCGCACACACGAGUACACGGACACGCGCACACGUUGAAGACGGGAGCGAGCAGCAGAGUGUGUCAACACAUGUGUCACGGCGGCGGCGGCGGCGGCACUGCGGCUGCGGAUCUGCGCUCCGGCUGCACCGACACCGACACCCACGGGCCCGCGGGGGAAAGGAACAUGGACUCUUUAGCUCCUCUCCAUCUGCAGCAGAAAGGCUAGGAGCCGCCCGAUCCCCUCGUCCUUCCCUCCCCGUAUUCCCUGCCCUGCCUGGUCGCACCCGCAAUGGCCGGCAGGAGUCCCACCCUCGGCCGGGGAGCAACGGUGGCGUCCGGCAAGGCCGACGCAGACGCCGACCCCCAGCAGGGCGCCGAGGUCUUCUGCAAGCUGUGCCUCAGCGAGCAGCCGUCUGCUGCCACCACGGAGCUGCAACGCUGCAAGUGCAUCUACUGCACAAGCUGUUUGCAGCAGUAUGUUCAGCUCGCUGUAAUGGAGGGUGGAGGGGCGCCCAUCACCUGCCCCGAUAUGGCGUGCCAAAAGACUGGAGUGCUGCUGGACUCUGAGAUUGCUCGCUUGGCUGCAGCCGAUCAGGUGGAGCUGUACCAGCGCCUCAAGUUUGAGCGAGACGUGAAGCUGGACCCCAGUAAAGCCUGGUGCCCCGUGCGUGAAUGCCAGGCCGUGUGCGACGUGCGGCCGAGCGCGGAGGGCCGCCCUGCCGCCGUGCCGUGCCCGACCUGCCACGCCACCUUCUGCUCCGGCUGCAGGGGGCCCUGGCAGGACGGCCACACCUGCCCCGAGCGCCAGCCCAUGAUCCUCCCCUCGCCAGCUCAUGAAAGCAGGUCCCGCUCCGACAGCGACUCCGACCUGCCCAUCAAGCAGUGCCCCAUGUGUGGGAUCUACAUCGAGAGGAACCAGGGCUGUGCCCAGAUGCUGUGUAAAAGCUGCAAGCACACCUUCUGCUGGUACUGCCUGCAGAACCUGGAUGGUGAUAUCUUCCUGAGACAUUAUGAUAAGGGACCGUGCAGGAACAAGCUGGGACACUCCAGGGCCUCGGUUAUGUGGAACAGGACGCAGGUCGUGGGCAUCCUGCUGGGGGUGAGCAUCAUCGUGCUGGUGACGUCCCCCCUCCUCGUGCUGGCGUCGCCCUGCAUCCUGUGCUGCGUCUGCAAGCCCUGCAGAGGGAAGAAGAAAAAGAAGAAGAAGAGGAAGAAGGACCCCAGCCAGCCGGACCCCUCCACAUCAUAGCAGCUCCCGCUCUCAUCUGCAGGCCCAGGAUCACUCCGCUAACCCGACGAAAGCCAACCAAGUGCUGCACGGUGGAGAAGAAGAAAACAAAACAAAACAAAACUCUGAGACUGAGUGGCUGGUCCAGAUCAACAACUACAGACUUUAACCUUUAGCCUCUGAGAGAGGAUGUGAAGACGUCACUGAUGGAUGACGUGAACUUUAUUCUAUAGGAGUGUAAAUAUGUGGAGAAUGAAUGUAAAACGGCUGGCUUAACUAGUUUUCAGAGGCACAACAGGUACUGAGUUAAAGCAGCUGUGAAGAAACGUUCUGGACGGGGCUCUAUCGCUGCAACAUGCCACACACACACACAAAACGCUCGGUUCCAAGUGCAAAUGCCACCCUCAUGUGCCAAACGUCAUGAUGCCAAACCAGAGGUGUUAGUUAGGUGCUCAAGUGCCUCGCUCUCCAGUGCCUGGUGCUUGACUCACUUUGAUUUGCCUUCCAUUCUUAUGCAAAACAUUUGAUAACAACGGACAACCGUCAGGAUCACACAGGGUCGUAAAUCCCUCAGCAAUGCAAACCGUUCAUCGACAGCAGGAGGAGGCGAGUGGCAGCGGUGUGCACUGUGUAAUCUGUCUCGAUAUGAAACACGAUAGGGCUUCAGCGGUGCACAGACGGCUCUUCUUCUGCACAUGUUUGUUGUUUCCACCUGGCGUACGUCCCAGACCAAAGGCUCUAAAGGAUAACCUGUACUUUUUCUAAAGUGUGCGUGGGUGCGUGUGCGUGAAUAUGUAUUUAUGGGUUGUGUGUAUGCUGUCAUUUCUACAUUUUGGUUGAUGUUUCGGCAUCGGAUAUUUUGUAAAAGCACCACUGUAAAUGUUAAUAAACAUAAUGCAUUUAAACAUGCAUCAGCUGGU
Messenger RNA from Salarias fasciatus (jewelled blenny), 2182 nucleotides. It is a transcript of the gene rnf144b, whose product is annotated as ring finger protein 144B. The transcript has 9 exons. The record is from RefSeq and is a predicted model, not a curated record. Bases 324 to 1283 code for a protein of 319 amino acids. Gene Ontology annotation, biological process: protein ubiquitination. Lineage: Eukaryota; Metazoa; Chordata; Actinopteri; Blenniiformes; Blenniidae. Gene Ontology annotation, molecular function: zinc ion binding; ubiquitin-protein transferase activity.